AAGGCGGCAUCGGGUGGAGGACUGCUGUUAGUUUGUGCUGUGUUUAUUGUUAAGGUUGUGUGGAUUAGCACUGCGGUACCUAGUUUCUUAUCAUAACGUUCACAAUCUAGCUUUAAGGUGAGCUUAAGAUAAGCGGUGAGUACUGCUUCAACCUGUGUUCAUUUCCUUAGCGAGCAGGUCCACGAAGCUUUUCCACAUCUAGGAGGGCUUAAUUAGCCUUAAAAGAAGGCCACUAACUGCUUUUGUUGAUACAGUAGCAAUGAUAUUCGUGUUUGUUGUCCGCUGAGUCGCAGCGCUGGCCGGAAACCUUAGGACACACUUAUUACCAAAACAACAAUGAGUAAGUUGGCUGGAGCCUUUGUUGGAGGACUGAUAUGAAGCACCGCAGUGCGGGGACGGACAGGGACCGUGUACUGUACGCGGACUGACGGCCGGAGGAAAGACAGCUGGGAGGGAGGACCAGCUCGGCGCACAAGAGGGCGGGAGGGGCGAGAGGGGACAGAUUUCAAGCGGGCACUCUUUCCGGGAGUUACCAAGUUAUAACACCGUGUUAGUCCCAUUUCGCUCCAUAUUAGACCUUCCCCGAUGCUAUUUCUUGGAGUGGCAGCUUUUGGUUCCAGUGGCUGACAGGACAAAAAAAAAAUAAGACCAAAGACCCAUAAGAAAACAUGAAUGAAGGAAAGCUGAAAAAUACGCCAUGAUAUUGCACCACAACUAAUCACUUUUUCUAGGGACUUGGACAUCCGCCGCCAGAUUGAUCUGGUGAUGGCUAACUCAGUGGCCUUAGUGGUCCAAACAGAACUCCUGCCACCCCAGUCCACUGCCUCCCUCUCGCCUUUCCCGUCACUUCUUGGCUCGGGAGAGGAUGGCGAUGACGACAAGGAGCGAGUGGAGCUUGUGGAGGGAGAUAAGGGGGUAGUGGAAGGUGGAGAGGAGGUGGUUCUGGACAUGGUGACAUCAACAGUCUCCGAGCCAGCUCAGCAGCCUGAGCAGUCGGAUCAUCCCUUUCAGUGUCUAGACUGCGGCAAGAGCUUUAGGUGGUCUUCCAGGCUGACGCACCACCAGCGGAGCCACAACAACGAGAGACCCUACCGCUGCAACCUCUGCCCCAAGGCCUUCAAGGGCUCCUCUGCUCUGCUCUACCACCAACGGUCCCACUCAGGAGAGAAGCCUUACAAAUGCAACGAUUGUGGCAAAGCCUUCAAACGCUCAUCCCUUCUCCAGGUCCAUCAGAGUGUCCACACUGGACUCCGAACCUUUGUGUGUCCUUAUUGCCCCCUGACGUUCAAGUGGAGCUCUCACUACCAGUACCACCUGCGCCAGCACACUGGGGAGUGCCCGUACCCGUGUGACGCCUGCCCCAAGGCCUUCAAGAACUCAAGCAGCCUGCGGCGUCACAAGAAUGUGCAUCUUGGUCUCAAGCCUUACACAUGUACGGUGUGUAGUAAAUCCUUCACCCAGUCCACCAACCUGAGGCAGCACAUGAGGAUACACACGGGCGAGAGGCCGUACAUCUGCAGCGAGUGUGGACGAAGCUUCACGCAUUCGUCCAACUUGGCCCUGCACAAGAACUCCCACUCCAACGCCAACGCCGGAGGGAAAGAGGGAAAGAAGGCAGAGGACAGAAGAAAGGGAAAUGAGGUAGUGGAGGUGGUGGUCGGGACAGAGGAAGUGACAUCAUCGAUGCUGACGGACAUGGUCGGAUUUGUGAGCCAGGAAGGAACUGAUGGAGUCGGGGUGGGGAUGGAAGAAGUGUUCCUGUCGACCACCUCUGGUCAGAAUCCAACCCUCCUGCCCCACCUCACCCUCACUGCCUCUGGGGAGAAUGUGUGCACAUCCAGAGCCAUCGGGACAGAGGUUCACCUGAGCACUGACACCGGCGCCAGCGUGCUGCUCUACAGCUGCGGCAGCUGCAGCCAGACCUUUGGCACGCGGACCGAGCUGGAGGAGCACCAGGCCAUCCACAUGGCUCCGGGGGAGCAUGGGCCCAGUGGAGAGGCUGGGCACAGUGCCGAGAUGGAGGUUGGAGAGGGGCUCGUGGGAGCUGGGCAUCUGCUGGCGGACUUUGAGGAGGUGGUGGAAACUACCACUGUGUCUGAAAGUGGCCAAACGACAGAGGUGCUCCUUGGUUUAGCAGAAGGAGCAGACGGAAACAGUACAAAUGUGGGCACCACCCAGGCCCAGUUUGACCUGUUACAGAGCUUCACCGAGGUGACUCAGAGUUCUGAGGCCGUUCAGCCAGAGGCCAGAACCACAUGGGCAGGGCUGUCAUGUGGCUACUGCAAUAAGACCUUUAAGACCAGCGGAGGCCUCAACCGACAUGUUUCACUGAUGCACUCCCUUUCAUCACAGUCCCGCUCCCAGUUCAGCUGCUCUGCCUGUGACCGCUCUUUCCCUCUUCUCUCCUCGCUCCUCACCCACCAACACUCCCACACCCCAGAGCAACGCCUCCUGGCCGAGGCAGAGGCUGAGAUAGUGUGCCCUCCGUCCCUCUCCCUGUCCCUCCCCCUGCCCUCGUCCCCCGGCCAGGCUGACAAGCAGCAGGACGGCCAGAGGGAGAUCCACGUCGACAUCAUAGCUGUCGGCGAGGAUCAAGAACAGCAGCCAGCCAAGCCCACCAAAUCCCACAGAAAGGCAGGAGCCAGCAAAAGCACCCCGGCUGGAGAGAGGCCGUACCGAUGUUCAGAAUGUGGAAAAGCCUUCAAAGGCUCGUCAGGGCUGAAGUACCACAUGAGGGAUCACACAGGGGAAAGGCCCUACCGCUGCACCGAGUGUGGAAAGAGUUUCAAGAGGUCAUCACUUCUGUCCAUCCAUCAGCGGGUGCACACAGGGGUCCGGGCCUUCCAGUGCCCGCACUGCCCUCUGACCUUCAAAUGGAGCUCUCACUAUCAGUACCACUUGCGGCAGCACACAGGUGAGAGGCCCUAUGUGUGUAAAGAGUGCGGCAAGUCCUUCAAGAACACCAGCUGCCUGCGUCGACACAGUCAGAUGCACUCCGGGCUGCGACCUCACACGUGCUCCAUCUGCUCCAAGUCUUUCUCUCAGACGUCCAAUCUCAAGCAGCACGAACGUACCCACUCUGGUGAGAGACCUUUUCAGUGCACGCGCUGCAGUAAAAGUUUUACACACUCCUCCAACCUCCAGCUCCACCUUCGCACACACUCGUCACUCAAAGACUACAAAUGCCCGUACUGCUCCAAGGAGUUCGUCAUGCACUCUUACUUGCAGAGACACAUCCGCACACACGGCAGCGGCGCGUCGCUUCCCAGCUCCGGUGGCGGAGGGAAAGAUGGCGUGGCUGUGAAAGCCAGUGUGGGAGGAGUGACAACCACCACCACCCUGCUAAACCCCAUCACCCUGGAAUCCACAGGAAGCAGCGGCAGUCUGAUUGUGUCCCAGCCAGCACUUAAUAUUCCCCCAAACACCUCCCAGAACUACUUUAUGAUUCAGACAGCCAGUGGCCUGCAGCUUAUUCCUCUGUCAUCUCCCAUGCCAGUUCCCCCUCCCCCACCUCCGCCACCCCCUCCGCCCCACUCCCAAAACUAUCUCCUCCUGCAGUGUCCCUCCAGUAAUGGCAGCCAGUCCAGUUUGAUUCUCCUCCCCACAGCAAACAACCCUCCACCGACUCCAGAGCCUCAGUCCCUCCCCGUGCUUCAGACGAUCCAAGCAUUCCAGCCCGUCCUCAACCAAACACAAACUCACACGCCCCAGUUUCCCACUGUAUCCCAGCAACAGCAGCAGACCAGGAUCAUAAUCACUAACAGUAAUAAUGCACAAUCUCCCGUUGCUACGCCACCUCACAUCAUCUCAGCCGGCUCCCUGCUUACCAAGCCCAUAUUAGGGAAGAGCACACGGACAGCUCGGGGCCGACGGGGGCGCAAACCCAAAGCCGCUCUUCAGAAGGCCGCAGCAGCUGCUGCUCCAGCGGUGGACUGCAGCGUGACGGGCGGCGCCCCGCCCGCUGCUGCAGGGAACACCACCUCAGAGGCAGGCCUGUGCUCUCUGUCCACUCUGUCCCCCUCUCCCCUGUCAACCUCUUGUCCGCCUAUUCAGAUGCCUUGCUCUUCGACCACUGUAGCCCCCACAGUGGACACCUCAGGACCCCCGCCAGCUGUUUCUAUGGUAACACCAGCCACCACCGUAGCCACAGCAUCAGUCUCUCAUCCCGUUUCUGUCCCUCCAGAGAGGAAUGCCCGUUCCUUCGUGGAGCAAGUGAGCAGCGGGGAAACUACCACAGGGAAACAGUUUGUUUUAUGUUUUGAUAAUAAAGAACAAGCAAAAGAGGGGAGCAAAUUGGAGGGUGGGGAGUCGUAUGUGUUGCAGUUUGAAAGGGAUGCAUCCGGCGAAGCAGCUGACGGAGAAGUGGGUGGAGAGGGAAAGUCGCUUUUGCUGCAGUUUAAGACGGACGGACAAGGUGAAAAAGAAAAGGGGGGAGAUGAGGGAGGAAUGAUGUCGCUCCUGCAAACAUGGGGCGGAGAAAAGCAGGGCGGGGGACAGGCAGGUGGGGGGAGCGGUCAGGAGGAGUCGUACGUCCUUCAUUUCCACACUGAGACGCAGGACAAUGGGCCGUCCAGUGCUGCCUACGGCCAGGGACAAGACGACAGGCUGCAGCUCUCCUGCACGCCCUCCCAAAACCUGGUGCCCCUCCACGGGCAGGAGGUGGUGUUCGAACUGGGGGGCGAGAUCAAGAUGGAGCAGGAGGCCGAGGAAGGCAUGCAGAUGAUCGCGCUGAUUGAAGGCCAAGGAGGAAUGAUGGGAGAGGAGGCCGCAGGCUGCAGCGCCGCCAGUGACGCCGUCCCUGGAGAUGAGGGAGACAUGGAGGGCAUUUUUCAGCUGCAAAACGGAGAUGAAAUCGUAAUAAUUGAGGUCAGCACCAGCACCUUAAGAGAAGGCAGAAUAGAGAGAGAGGGGGACGGGGAGGUCUCGCAAAGCAACGAGGUGAAAUACGACAGCGGAACAGCAGAUGAAAAGGAAAGGUCUGCCAAGGAAGACAGCUCUGCAGGCAGCCCAGACCUCCAAACCCCAACCGAAGACACAAAAAGCAACGCCACUAUAUCCGACUCUCAAGAGACGGUUCUCUAAUGGAGAACCGUGUCUGCAAGGAGUAGCCUCCCUUUGUGGGCCGUGUGGUAGCACUUUAGUCAUGUGAGUUCUCCUAAAAGAGAGAAACAACAUGCCGCUAGAUGAAUAUUGUGUUGUAAUGCCAUGGUGCCACUUACUAGAAAUGUUAUACAUUCAAAUAGGCUGUACAUGGACAUCAGAGUAUUCCUAAAUAUAUUAGUUAAAUUAUAUUGUCUUUGGCAAUUUGUUUAUGAAGUUAAUAUGAUUUUGUGAAUAAAUGUUGUACAUGGCCUACUUUCUUCACAAUGUUAAUAGUAAAUAGUAACUAAUUAUUAAUAAAUCUGUUAAUACCUUUUAUUGUUUGCUUUUUUGUUUUUAGUUGAAGCUGCCUCAGAGAGGACAAAUCACACAAGAGCAUA
Molecule: messenger RNA, 5480 nt
Organism: Menidia menidia (Atlantic silverside)
Lineage: Eukaryota; Metazoa; Chordata; Actinopteri; Atheriniformes; Atherinopsidae
Source: the annotation of a GenBank genome assembly